GAGGCAGUGUGUGUUGAGAAACGGUCAUUGUCAGUGUGCGGAUUGCCGGUGGCGAGAUAGGAUUUCUGUAGCUGGUCGGGCCACGCUAUUUGGGCUCACGUAGGAAUCGCGGAUGAGUGUUAAAUUAUCCGUUUGUGAUUAUAAGCAUACUUCUAGGGGGGGUUAAUGUUCAUCACAUCUAACAUACAUGCGAUUCAUUUGUUGUAUAUUUUACAUUUUACAUGAGCGCAUUUAUUGUUUUCUUCCUGCGCGUCUUGUCCUCCCCAAAGCCACAACGUGUGGAGAGGUAACACUUCGCUGUGCUACUGCGAAGAGGAGGCUGUCAUGAGAACAAGGCCCAUUCUGAAGACUGGCCUGAAGUGAGGGAAGAGAGGCUCUCUUUGAGCACAUGAAAGUGUGGUGGAAAGUGGAAACAAGACAUUGGGUCAUUACCUGAUCUUUACACCCAUUCACACCUCUCCCCAAGUGUGAAAGUGUGAGCUGUUCUGCUGGAGGAAAUUCCCGAUGAACACUUCUGGUUGCUGACAUUUUCGCACGUGCUAUCAAGGUAAUUGGGUCCUGGACAACCGCCUCACCUUUGCAGACAGAAAGCAGAGACAGCAUGGCAAGCAGGCCUGCCUCUCCCUUGUCGGGCCGGCUGUGCGUGGUACUGACGCUGGCCCUGGCUGGACUGUCCUUGGUGCAUAGCAGCGACUGUCCCCAGCUGUGCGUGUGUGAGAUCAGGCCCUGGUUCACCCCCCAGUCCACCUACAGGGAGGCCACCACAGUGGACUGCAAUGACCUUCGGCUCACCCGCAUCCCCAGCAACCUGUCCAGUGACACGCAGGUGCUCCUCCUGCAGAGCAACUACAUCGCCCGCACCAGCGAGGAGCUGGAGCAGCUCUUCAACCUGACCGAGCUGGACCUGUCACAGAACAACUUCAGCAGCAUCCGGGAUGUGGGCUUGACCAACAUGUCCCAGCUCACCACACUGCACCUGGAGGAGAACCAGAUCACUGAGAUGCCCGAUUACUGCCUGCAAGACCUGGCCAACCUGCAGGAGCUCUACAUCAACCACAACCAGAUCAGCUCUAUCUCUGCUAAUGCCUUCUCUGGACUGCGCAACCUGCUACGGCUGCACCUUAACUCUAACAGACUGAAGAUUAUCGACAGCCGCUGGUUCGAGUCUACCCCCAACCUUGAGAUACUCAUGAUUGGGGAAAAUCCUGUCAUCGGCAUUCUGGACUUUAAUUUCAAGCCUCUUGUUAACCUAAGAAGCCUUGUGUUAGCUGGAAUGGACUUAACUGAUGUUCCUGGGAAUGCACUUGUAGGGCUUGACAACUUGGAAAGCCUCUCCUUUUAUGACAACAAACUAGUCAGAGUACCACAGCUUGCCCUGCAGAAGGUACCCAAUUUGAAGUUUUUGGAUUUGAACAAAAACCCUGUGCACAAAAUUCAAGAGGGAGACUUCAGGAACAUGCUGCGCCUUAAAGAGCUGGGCAUGAACAACAUGGCAGAGUUGGUCUCCAUUGAUCGCUAUGCACUCGACAACCUCCCAGAGCUGACAAAGUUAGAGGCCACUAACAACCCUAAGCUGUCGUAUAUCAACCGACAAGCUUUCCGUGAUGUCCCAUCUCUGGAGAGCCUCAUGCUGAACAACAACGCUCUGAACGCCCUCUACCAGAGGACAAUGGAGUCGCUGCCUAACCUGCGGGAGAUCAGCAUCCACAGCAACCCGCUGCGCUGCGACUGUGUCAUCCAGUGGAUGAACUCCAACAAGACCAGCAUCCGCUUCAUGGAGCCCCUCUCCAUGUUCUGCGCCAUGCCGCCCGAGUUCAGGGGCCAGCACGUGAGGGAGGUGCUGCUGCAGGACUCCACUGAGCAGUGCCUGCCCAUGAUCUCCCACGACUCCUUCCCCAACCACCUCAACCUGGACAUCGGCAUGACGGUCAGCCUAGACUGCCGCGCUAUGGCCGAGCCUGAGCCCGAGAUCUACUGGGUCACACCAAUGGGGAACAAGAUCACAGCUGACACCCUGUCCGACAAGUACCACCUGAGCAGUGAGGGCACCCUAUGCAUUUCACAUGUACAGGUGGAGGACUCAGGCCGGUACACCUGCGUGGCCCAGAACGUCGAGGGUGCCGACACACGGGUAGCCACCAUUCGGGUCAACGGGACGCUCCUGGAUGGUGCCCAGGUCAUGAAGAUUUCUGUCAAGCAGACAGAGUCCCACUCCAUCUUGGUGUCCUGGAAGGUCAACUCCAAUGUCAUGACCUCCAAUCUAAAAUGGUCAUCAGCUACCAUGAAGAUUGACAACCCGCACAUAACCUACACUGCCAGGGUCCCGGUGGACGUUCACGAAUACAACCUUACCCACCUGCAGCCCGCCACUGAGUAUGAGGUGUGCCUCACUGUGUCCAACAUUCACCAGCAGACCCAGAGGUCCUGUGUGAACGUCACCACCAAGAACGCAGCCUUUGCUGUGGACAUCGCAGACCAAGGGACUAGCACUGCCCUGGCAGCCGUCAUGGGAACGAUGUUCGCGAUCGUCAGUCUGGCGUCUGUCACUGUUUACAUCGCUAAGAGGUGGAAGAGGAAGAACUACCACCACUCCUUAAAGAAGUACAUGCAGAAAACCUCCUCUAUCCCUCUAAACGAGCUCUACCCUCCCCUCAUAAAUCUGUGGGAUGCAGACAGUGAGAAGGACAAAGAAGGGUCAUCGGAGAACAAGCCCACCCAGGUGGACACAACGAGAAGUUACUACAUGUGGUGAAGUCCUUGAGACUUGGCUUCUAGGAGCACAGACACACUUUUGCUUUUUUGUGCAAAAGUAAAGUUGCGAAUUUUUUUGUAUUUUCAGCUUUGCUAUUUUUAGGCAGAGUGGUAAUGGACAUGAUUAUAUAUUUUAGUAUAGCGUAUCGCCUUUGUUCCUUAUCUUUGUUUUGGACACUCAAAAUGGCAGCUUUGUUUAGCUUCCAAGACAUCUUAGCUGAUGUGCUUUAUUUUUGUGAUGCUCUCUUUUGAUUGCACAGCUUUGGAUAUUGUCGAGGACUCUAGCUGGGGUCAAGGAUAAGUGAAGUAGGCACUUGAGUUUAUUUUGUUUGUUUCUCUGGCAGUAUUCUUAGAGAUUGCAA
This is a messenger RNA of Megalops cyprinoides (Indo-Pacific tarpon), 3113 nucleotides long. RefSeq names its product leucine-rich repeat neuronal protein 1. Gene Ontology annotation, molecular function: protein binding. The transcript is spliced from 2 exons. NCBI's taxonomy places the organism in Eukaryota, Metazoa, Chordata, Actinopteri, Elopiformes, Megalopidae. The record is from RefSeq and is a predicted model, not a curated record. Bases 602 to 2752 code for a protein of 716 amino acids.